AGCGCCCGGCCCUUCCCCCGCCGCCUUUCGGUUUCUCUCUUCCAGGAAGGAAAACACCGGGAGGGGAGCGGGGCCGUGACGGCAGCGCCGCCCCUUCUUCCCCCUUCCCCCCCCCCCCUUUUCCCACUUCCAUUUCCCCCCGCGCCGCACGCGGGCAGAGCGCGCGCGGUCACGCACACACACACACACACACACACACACACACACACACGCACAGUCGCGCUCAGCGGGGAGGGAGCGAUCGCGCUCACUCGGAGGAGGCGGCUGGCGGCGGCACCGGCACCGCUGAGGAGGGGACCCCAGGCGGCAGGGGGGGGGACUCCGCCUCUCCCCCGGGCAGCUCCGCGGGCCGCGCCAUGGUGGCGGCGGAAACUUCCCCUUGAGGGGACGGGCCGGGAGGGGAGCGGAAAGUGGGGAAAGCCCGAGAACUUCCCGUCCGUCCGUCCGCCCGCCCCGCCGGGCUUCGCCGCUUCCCUGCUGAGAGAUGUCUGAGGCUCCUGCUCAGUGUUGCAUCAAGCAGGAAAGAAUUUCGUACACACCUCCAGUGAGCCCGGUACCAAAUUACACUUCCUCGACACCACUACAUGUCCCAGUGCCGCGAACGAUCAGGAUGGAGGAAGACGCGAUCAGACUGCCAGCACACCUGCGUUUGCAGCCUGUUUACUGGAGCAGGGAUGAUGUGGCACAGUGGCUCAAGUGGGCAGAGAAGGAGUUUUCCUUGAGGCCAAUUGAGAGCAGCACUUUUGAGAUGAACGGCAAGGCUCUGCUGCUUCUGACCAAAGAGGACUUUCGCUACCGGUCUCCUCAUUCAGGUGACGUUUUGUAUGAGCUCCUUCAGCAUAUCCUGAAGCAACGGAAAGCUCGUAUGCUCUUCACACCUUUCUUCCACCCUGGGAACUCAAUCCAUGCUCAGCCAGAGGUCAUAUUACACCAGAAUCAUGAUGAAGAUAGCUUUGUCCAGAGGCCCUCAAGACCAUCCACAGAAACGGUCCACCACAACCCCCCAACCAUUGAACUGUUGCAUCGUUCUAGAUCACCCAUCACCAACAACCACCGUCCAUCACCAGAUCCCGAUCAGCGGCCACUGAAGUCCCCUAUGGACAGCACUAUCCGUCGCCUUUCCCCAGCUGACAGGGUGCCGGGGAUAAGGCAUCAGCACGAGAACAGCCAGCAGGAGCCCUAUCCUCUCUCAGUGUCCCCAAUAGAAAACAACCACUGCCCGCCUCAUUCCGAGGUGCUCCAGAAGCCCUCCAGCCCUCGCCAGGAGAACACCAGGGUCAUCCAGCUGAUGCCCAGCCCUAUUAUGCAUCCUUUGAUACUGAACCCCAGGCACUCCGAUUUCAAACCACCAAGGUUGUCUGAGGAUGGGCUUCACAGGGAGGUAAAGCCAAUCAACUUGUCCCACCGAGAAGAGUUAGCUUAUAUGAACCACAUCAUGGUGUCUGUAUCCCCUCCUGAGGACCAUGCGAUGCCAAUUGGAAGAAUAGCGGACUGUAGAUUGCUUUGGGAUUAUGUUUAUCAGCUGCUUUCUGACAGCCGGUACGAAAAUUUCAUCCGAUGGGAAGAUAAGGAAUCCAAAAUAUUUCGGAUAGUGGAUCCCAACGGGCUGGCCCGGCUGUGGGGAAACCACAAGAACAGAACAAAUAUGACUUACGAGAAAAUGUCCAGAGCCCUGCGCCACUACUACAAACUAAAUAUUAUCCGGAAGGAGCCAGGACAAAGGCUUUUGUUCAGGUUCAUGAAGACCCCAGAUGAGAUUAUGAGUGGCCGAACAGACCGCCUUGAGCACCUUGAAUCCCAGGAACUGGAUGAACAAAUAUACCAAGAAGAUGAGUGCUGAAGGGAACUGGUGCACCGCCUCUGUGGGUCUGUGGGAGAAACAUCUGUCCGGAUGGCUGGCACUGUUUGGGAGGCAAAGCAACAACACGGAAGCAGUACUCGGGGUCGCCGCUUAGCUUGAAGAUCAUGCAGGACCUGAAGCACCUUAACAAAACAAACUAGCAGGCUGAAGUGGUGCUGGCAGAAAAGUAAAGGGGAGAAAGCCUGGACUUACGCACUACUUCACUGUUCCUACAACGUCUCCCUUGAGUUCUUUCUUUCUUUUUGGUUUGUUUCAGUUUUGGUUUUUUUUUUGUUGUUUUUUUCCCUAAUAAACAUGCAGUUUGACUUUCCUUAUCUCACAUAGGACAAGACGUCAGAUUAUGCUUUUUGUUUUUUAGAAGGCUUUCCUAUGGAAAUAGAGUGCUCUUAUUUUCUGUGCAAGUCCCAUGGCAUAACACCGCAUAAAACAACAGCAACGCAAGAAGGGAUUUGCUCAAGGGUUCCAGUUUGCUUGGAUCAAUUUACAUGUGCUGCCACUGGGAAAUGUGUUGAAGCUACCAAAAGAAUUUACCAUACGUACCUGUCCAAUGAAGAGGAGUCACCCUUCAUGUGUAGGCUGGGAUAUCAUCCCAGCAUAGCUUGGGCUCAUGAGCUUUGCGAGUGGCUAUUAACUGCUGGAAUAUGGACCAAAACCAAUCACCUAAGUGCUCCGGGGAGGAGAGAAAUAAAUGUGACAAACCUCUGCAA
Pezoporus occidentalis (night parrot) is the source of this 2568-nucleotide messenger RNA. It is a transcript of the gene ETV6, whose product is annotated as ETS variant transcription factor 6. Bases 485 to 1840 code for a protein of 451 amino acids. Gene Ontology annotation, molecular function: sequence-specific DNA binding; DNA-binding transcription factor activity, RNA polymerase II-specific. The transcript is spliced from 8 exons. Gene Ontology annotation, cellular component: nucleus. Gene Ontology annotation, biological process: regulation of transcription by RNA polymerase II; cell differentiation. The record is from RefSeq and is a predicted model, not a curated record. Lineage: Eukaryota; Metazoa; Chordata; Aves; Psittaciformes; Psittacidae.